CCCGAUCUCGCGCCGCCACGCCGAACGCCCACGCAAUGGCCGACCCAUCCCCCGCGAAGAAAGCGCGCCUGAGCCUCGGCGGCGUCGACACCGUCGUCGUCCUCGACUACGGCUCGCAGUACACGCAGCUCAUCACGCGUCGCGUGCGCGAGCUCGGCGUCUACGCGGUCCUCCUGCCGGGAGACGUCGACAUGAAACGCAUCACGGACUUGAACCCCAAGGUGAUCAUCCUCAGCGGCGGCCCCAACUCCGUGCACGUCGAGGGCGCGCCCACCGUCCCCGACACCUUUUUCGACCACUGCGAAUCGCACUCCAUACCCGUCCUCGGCAUCUGCUACGGCAUGCAGCUCAUCGUGCAGAAGCUCGGCGGCGAGGUCAAGUCCGCGGACAAGGCGGAGUACGGCCGCAUGCCCGUGCACACGGUGAACGCGUCGAGCCUGUACGGCAACGAGGGCGACAGCACGUCGCAGAUGGUGUGGAUGAGCCACGGCGACGAGGCGACGAAGGCGCGUUCUCUGCCCGAGGGUUUCGAGUGCGUCGGCAAGUCCGACGCCGGCGCGGUCGUCGCGAUCGAGGACGCGAAGCGCAAGAUCUUUGGGCUGCAGUAUCACCCGGAGGUGACGCACUCGGAGCGCGGGAAGGAGACGCUGUCGCACUUUUUGUUUACCGUCGCCGGGGUGACCGCGGGGUGGAGCAUGCAAAACGUUUUGGACGAACAGCUCGAGAUCGUCCGACGAAAGGUUGGCCCGGACGCGCACGUGAUCUGCGCGCUGUCCGGUGGGGUCGACUCCGCGGUCGCGGCGACGCUCGUGCACAAGGCGAUCGGCGACCGGCUGCACUGCUGCUUCGUCGAUAACGGUCUGUUGCGGUACAAGGAGCAAGAGCGCGUGAUGACGAUGUUCAAAGAGCACCUGCAUCUUCCGGUGACGUGCAUCGACGACAGCGAACGGCUUCUGGGGAAGCUCAAGGGCGUGACGGACCCGGAGAAGAAGCGCAAGACGAUCGGCGCGGCGUUCAUCGAGGUGUUUAAGGAGUACAAGCAGACGGUGGAGAACAAAACGGGCGUCCGGCCGACGUUUCUCGUGCAAGGGACCCUGUACCCGGACGUCAUCGAGUCGUGCCCGCCGCCGGGAAGCGACCAGAAGCACUCGCACACGAUCAAAUCGCACCACAACGUCGGCGGGCUCCCGAAAGAGCUCGGAUUCGAGCUCGUGGAGCCGCUGCGGAUGCUCUUCAAGGACGAAGUGCGGAAGCUCGGUCUGAUCAUGGACGUCCCGAAGGCGUUCAUCUCUCGGCACCCGUUCCCAGGCCCGGGACUCGCGGUGCGCGUCCUCGGCGACGUCUGCGCGGAGGGGGCGCUCGAGACGAUCCGCGCGGUGGAUGAGAUUUACAUCAACGCGAUCAAAGACGCGGGGCUGUACGAUCAAAUCUGGCAAGCGUUCGCGGUGUUCCUGCCGAUCAAGUCCGUCGGCGUGCAGGGCGAUCAGAGGACGCACUCGCACGUCGUCGGGUUGCGGGCGAUCACCUCGAGCGACGGCAUGACCGCCGACUGGUUCCAGUUCGAGCCGAAGUUUCUCCAGGAAGUCAGCGCGAAGAUUUGCAACCAGGUGCGUAACGUGAACAGGGUCGUGUACGACAUCACGUCCAAGCCGCCGUCCACGGUGGAGUGGGAGUGAGGAGGAGCGAGAGGAAAGGCGCCGCGAGCGGGGGGGGACGGGAUUUUUGGAUUUGCGCGGAGGUAUUUUUUAGUCGCGCGUAGCGAGCGCGGCGCGUCGAUCGAUCGUUAUGAUGAAACGCGACGCGUUCGAUGUACUUCUGUGCUGUAUCAUUCUUUUCUUCGUUCUUUU
Molecule: messenger RNA, 1847 nt
Organism: Micromonas pusilla CCMP1545
Lineage: Eukaryota; Viridiplantae; Chlorophyta; Mamiellophyceae; Mamiellales; Mamiellaceae
Exons: 4
Coding region: 36-1676 (546 amino acids)
Biological process (GO): GMP biosynthetic process
Cellular component (GO): cytosol
Molecular function (GO): GMP synthase (glutamine-hydrolyzing) activity; GMP synthase activity; ATP binding
Source: RefSeq, a predicted model, not a curated record